Hyposmocoma kahamanoa is the source of this 2147-nucleotide messenger RNA. RefSeq names its product homeobox protein orthopedia-like. Gene Ontology annotation, molecular function: DNA-binding transcription factor activity, RNA polymerase II-specific; DNA binding. Gene Ontology annotation, biological process: neuron differentiation; regulation of DNA-templated transcription. The transcript has 8 exons. The record is from RefSeq and is a predicted model, not a curated record. Bases 493 to 1455 code for a protein of 320 amino acids. NCBI's taxonomy places the organism in Eukaryota, Metazoa, Arthropoda, Insecta, Lepidoptera, Cosmopterigidae.
AGUCGGUUUUCACAUUAAACGAUCAUUUUAAGGGCGAACCAAUCAAACUGCAAAUUUAUACAAAUUGAUACUAAACGGGUUAUAUUAAUUUUAUAACAAAAAUUAAGUGUGUAAAUAAGUUUGAACGGAGUCGUAAUUAAAACUAAUUGACUGUAAUAUAGCGCUAAUUGUUUUGUAUUAAAGCGGGUUUUCGCCUACAAUUCGUCGUUUUUGACAUUUUUGACCGAAACGCAAGUUUUUUGGUGACGCGUUGGUGUUAAGAAUUUAAAUUAGUACCCGAACUGUGUUCCAAAGUUUCGGAUUUUAAUUGUGUUCGUUAUUCCUGAUGCGUCUGGAUGUUGCCGUAAUUUGUGCGUUUUGUUGCCGGGAUUUUGAGUGAUUAGUUGAGUGUGGGGUUCGAAAGGGCCGGAGGUGAGAGAGGAGAGAGUGUGGUCGAGCAGGAGUGGAGAGGAUGGCGGCAUAGGGCGCGGCCGGGAAGGGCCUUUCGGGGCCAUGCUUAACAACCUCACCGCUACAGCCUUAGGAGCAGGUCACAAAGAGUCGUGCUCGGAGGACAGCAAGCCGCACGAGAUCAAACCCAACGUCGAGCGGCACCAUGCGCUUGGCGCGCGGCUGCAUCUGGCGCACAACGUCCGACCGGAGCAUUUGCAAGGUGGUAUCCACCAGCAGCACGGCGGCGGUGGGCACAUGUCCACAGUGCCAGUCAGCAUGUCCUCCUCCGCAUCCGACAGCGACAAGCCAGCAAAGCAGAAGAGGCAUCGCACUAGGUUUACGCCAGCGCAACUGAAUGAACUAGAGCGGUGCUUUAGCAAGACGCAUUACCCCGACAUCUUCAUGCGCGAAGAGAUCGCUAUGCGGAUCGGACUCACCGAGAGCAGAGUGCAGGUGUGGUUCCAGAACCGUCGCGCGAAGUGGAAGAAACGCAAGAAGAGCACCAAUGUGUUCCGAUCGCCUGGGGCGCUGUUGCCCUCGCAUGGGCUGCCACCAUUCGGCGGGGACGUUUGUAGUCCUGGUGUGUUCGGGGACCGGCCCUGGUCUAUGCCAGCCGGUCUAGGUCAGCUAUCGCAAGGUGGCGUGUCGAUGGGCGGUUUCGGCGCUGGCGGUCUUCCCCAGCUGGCCGCAGACCUCAACCCGGCGCUACCCAUCAGCUCCGUCGCCUCGCAGUCCUACCAGACUCAUUACCCGCUCAACUCGCUCGGAGACACGAUGAUGUCGUACUGCAACAACAUCGGCGGGCAGCAGGGCGGCGGGCCGCUGGAGGGCUCGCCCACGCCGCCGCACAUGGCGCACUGCGCGAACAACAACGCGUCGCCCACGGCCGCAGGCGCGGACGGCGAGGACGACGUGUGGCGCGGCCACAGCAUCGCCGCGCUGCGGCGCCGCGCCUCCGAGCUGUCGGCCGCCAUCCCGCCCUACCUGCAGCUCAACUACGACGCGCACAGCCCCGUCUACUGACCGCCGCCCGCGCAGCACCACUAGCCUCCGACCGCCGCCGCAGCCGAGCCCCGCAGGCCUCCGCGAAGGGCGUCGGUCCCGUUGGCGACCGGGCCCCCGUUUCCUCGAGGAUCGCUCUGCAGUCCUGCCGCAACUGUCCAGUGGCAGUUCCCCGUUUGAAGCCGUUGAGAACUUUGAAAGAAGUGUCAUCUCCGACUGUUAAUGUCACAGAUUUGUUUCUCUCGUAAAGAAGUAUCGGUCGUCAUUCGCGUUGGAAUGACGGCCUGGACUGACUAUCCCUAACAAUUUUUGGCCUUUCAUUGAAAUUGCGAAAACUCCGUAUUUUGGUUGUGCAACUUUGUCUCUCCUAAUGGUAACUUUACGCAUCCAGGAUAGUGACUAAAAAAUAUAGAGUUCCAUUAAAUUUGUGAGCUGUAUCAAGAAUACAUGUAUACGCGUACGUACAAUAAAAACAUAGUUAUGGUUAGUAUAAGCUAUUUAUUCGUAAGUAUAUAAAGUAUUAAUUAGUACGUAACUAGAAUUGUAAUGACGUACUUACGAAGUUCGCUGUAUACCAUUAUUCUAGGAGAUUUUUUAUUUGUCAAAAUAAUCUUACAAGACUAUUGCUACGAUAGGAUUGCUAAAAAAAAGAUCCAAAAUUAUUUUUUAUUCCAAAAGAAAAUCGUAGAUUUUUCCUGUUAGGUCAAAAACAU